This is a messenger RNA of Rhinocladiella mackenziei CBS 650.93, 3867 nucleotides long. RefSeq lists its product as uncharacterized. The coding region runs from base 1 to 3867 and encodes 1288 amino acids. Gene Ontology annotation, biological process: transmembrane transport. Gene Ontology annotation, cellular component: membrane. The transcript is spliced from 3 exons. Gene Ontology annotation, molecular function: ATP hydrolysis activity; ATP binding; ABC-type transporter activity. Lineage: Eukaryota; Fungi; Ascomycota; Eurotiomycetes; Chaetothyriales; Herpotrichiellaceae. The record is from RefSeq and is a predicted model, not a curated record.
AUGUCGCCCAGCGAGAAGAAGGGCGACUCCAAGCCGGACGGAGACCCCUAUUCUCCAUCUGGCUUCAAAAGCUAUAUGCGAAUCUUCAGCUAUGCCGACCGAACAAGUUCGAUUCUCUACUACGUAGCGUUCGCCACCGCGAUCGCUGCUGGCGCGGCCCUUCCUUUGAUGGACCUACUGUUCGGCAAGUUCGUGACGACCUUUAACAAUUUUGCAACGGGCACUGUUACCGCGGACCACUAUAUGAGCCAAGUGGGGCACUACACCCUUUUCUUCAUAUAUCUCUUCAUCGCCAAAUUCGUCCUCGUCUACAUCCACGCCCUGACCGCUUCGAUCGGCGCCAUUCGUGCGACCAAGGCACUGCGGAUAGACUUUCUGCAGAGCCUCCUCCGCCAGGAUGCGAGCUUCUUCGACGCCAAAGACGCCGGGUCCCCGGCGUCCAAGGUGACCAUGAACGGCAACUUGGUCACAAACGGCAUUUCGGAAAAGCUCACGAUCUUCGUCCAGAGCUGCGCUACGUUCCUCGCGGCUUUUGUGGUCGCCUUUGCCGUGCACUGGAAGCUCACCCUCAUCACCAUGGCGAUUGUUCCGGCCAUCGUCAUUGUCACCGGUGUUUGCAUGGGGAUCGAGGUCAAGAGUGAGGACAAGAUGAUGGGUAUCCUGUCGCGGUCGACUGUGGUCGUGGAUGAAGUCUUCUCUAGCAUCGCAACCGUCCAAGCGUUCUGGCUGCAGCCAGUCAUGGCAAAACGCUAUGAAGAGUUCCUCGCUGAGUUGGAGCGUGUCGGGCGAAAGAAGUCGCCGAACUAUGGCAUCUUGUUCUCGACCGAGUUCUUCUGCGUCUACGCGGGAUACGGGCUUGCCUUCUGGCAGGGCAUCCGGAUGUAUGCUCGUGGUGAAGUCGAGGAGCCCGGUGAUGUUGUAACCGUUAUCUUUGCAGUUGUUGUUGCUGCCACAUCUCUCACCCACAUUGCUCCUCAGAUCAUAACCAUCACCAAAGCUGCCGCCGCUGCUGACGAACUCUUCCGCAUUAUCGACAAGGAAUCUGCUAUCGAUUCCCUAUCGACUGAAGGCCUGAAGCCCGAUCAAUGCACCGGCGCGAUUGAACUGCAGGAUCUCCAGUUCGCGUACCCAUCUCGUCCCGAUACACAAGUCCUCAACGGCCUGACUCUGAGUGCCCCGGCUGGUAAGACCACGGCGUUGGUCGGCGCGAGUGGCUCAGGGAAGAGUACGAUAGUAGGGCUGCUAGAGCGCUGGUACGAUCCAGCAGCUGGGAUGAUCUUGCUCGAUGGCAUUGAGAUUAAGAGCCUUAACAUCGCCUGGCUACGCACGCGCAUUCGGCUUGUUCAGCAAGAGCCAGUCCUAUUUAGUGGGACAAUCUUCGAUAAUGUCGCUUUUGGCUUGGUAGGCACACAGCACGCCGAAGCUUCGGACGAGGAAAAACUCGCCCUGAUACAACAAGCUUGCAAAGAUGCCUAUGCAGAUGAGUUUAUCGAGGCUCUGCCGCAGCAAUAUAAUACCCAGAUCGGCGAGCGUGGGCGCAUGCUGUCUGGUGGGCAGAAACAACGGAUUGCAAUUGCACGCAGUAUUGUGUCUCGGCCGUCGGUUCUACUGUUGGAUGAAGCCACGAGCGCGCUUGAUCCGAAGGCUGAGAGAGUCGUCCAAAACGCACUCGAUAACAUCUCCGUCGGACGAACUACCAUUAUCAUUGCCCAUAAGCUGUCUACGGUUCAACGGGCGGAUAAUAUCGCUGUCAUGUCCGCGGGCAGAAUCAUCGAGCAAGGAACGCACCGCGAACUCAUUGCCAGCGACGGCUCUUAUGCGAGACUUGUCCGGGCGCAGGAUCUGGAAAAGGCAGGUCGCACUGAAGGGCCAGGUGUUUCAGAAGAGACAGUCGUUGAUGAGGGCGAGCCUAAUACGCCGCCGUCUGCUGCAAAAAUACCGUCGCACCACGCAAAGAGUCUGACCGGGACCGAGAAGCAGGAGGGGGAGGAAGCGGAGGUCGCCCUACAUCCAAAUGAAACUCUGGGCUACGGUCUCGUCCAGUGUAUCUGGCUGUUAAUUAAGGAGCAGCGGCCUCUAUGGGGCGCAUACGCGAUUGUCGGUUUCGCGUGUCUUCUUGGAGGUGGCGUGUACCCAGCACAAGCAGUCAUCCUCGCGCGCACUCUCCAAGUCUUCCAAAUCCGUGGACCCGAAGCAGUUCAUCGCGGAGACUUCUGGGCCCUGAUGUCUUUCGUCCUCGCCCUUGCGGUCUUGGUACUGUAUUUCACCGUGGGAUGGACUGUCAAUAUCAUCAUCCAGGGAGUGGGCCGGAAGUAUCGCCGCGAACUCUUCAAGGACAUGAUGAAGCAGGAGCUUGCCUUUUUUGAUCUGGACCACAACACCGCCGGUGCCAUCUGCUCUCGACUCUUGAUCCACGUGUCGAACCUACACGACCUCCUAGGCAUCAACUCUGCCUUGACUCUCGUGAACCUUGUCACGGUCAUCGCCGUCUCGAUCCUGGGCAUCGCUUACGGCUGGAAGCUCGGCCUCGUCUGCACGUUUGGCGCCCUUCCUCCUCUGCUGCUGGGUGGUUACUUCCGCAUUCGCCUUGAGGCAAAGUUAGAAGAAGACACUGCUAUGCGCUUUUCCAAUAGUGCUACGACUGCAGCCGAGGCAGCCUCAGCGAUUCGCACGGUCUCAUCUCUGACGCUCGAGAACACGAUGCUCCAGAUAUACCGUGAAAAGCUAGACGUCGUGGCCCAGAAAUCGGUUAGGGCCCUGAUUUCUACCAUGCUGUGGUAUGCCUUGACGCAGUCCAUCAACUUCCUCGCCAUGGGCCUAAGCUUCUGGUACGGCGGGAAGCUGAUCUCAUCGGGCGAGUACACCAACGAACAGUUCUUCGUCGUUUACAUCGCCGUCGUUGUUGGCGGUGAGAACGCAGCCGCUAUGUUCCAAUACACGACCAGCCUCACGAGGGGAUUCAGCUCGACGAACUACGUCUUCUGGCUUCGUCAGCGUGUCCCAGCGAUCAACAAUGACUUUUCCGAUGAUUCCAACGGGUCUCCUCCCGACGCUGCCUCUGAGAAACCCGUAGGCGCGGCUCUCGAGUGCCAGUCCCUUACCUUUGCUUAUCCUUCUCGCCCACGCUCAAACGUUAUCUCCGAUAUCAAUGUCACCAUCCCCCCGGGCAAAUCCGUCGCCUUUGUCGGGCCCUCCGGUUGCGGGAAGUCCACGAUGAUCAGCCUCUUCGCCCGCUUCUACGACCCAACAUCCGGCCAAAUCACUGUCAACAACCAGCCAAUCAACGAGAUAAGCCCAAGAGCCCAUCGCCGGCGCUUAGCACUCGUCCAGCAAGAGCCUGUUCUGUAUCAAGGCAGCAUCCGCGAGAACGUAGCCAUGGGCCUGGGGCUGUCCACGUUGGAAAACGAAGAAGAACAGGGCCAAGAGGCAGCCGACACCAAAAUUGAACAAGCCUGCAGAGACGCAAACAUCCUCGACUUCAUCCUUUCGCUAUCGGAAGGUCUGCAGAGCCAGGUUGGCGCGCGCGGCGGCAGGCUUUCUGGCGGACAGCGGCAGCGCGUCGCCAUUGCACGGGCGCUGGUCCGGGACCCAAAGAUUUUGCUCCUGGAUGAGGCGACGAGUGCGUUGGAUACGGAGAGCGAGAAGAUUGUGCAGGCUGCGUUGAGCCAGGCAAUGAAGAGUGGAGGCAGGAGUCGGAGCACUGUUGCUGUUGCGCAUCGGCUGAGUACGGUGAGAGAUGCAGAUUGCAUUUUCGUUUUCCAGGCUGGGAGGAUCGUUGAGCAAGGGACACAUGGCGAGUUGCUUGAGAAACGGGGGCAUUAUUAUGAGAUGUGUAAGAACCAGGCGUUGGAUAAGGCGUUGGAUUGA